UUCUCUCCCCUGAAAACCUCCCUCUAUCCAACCCCCGCACAACCCCUCCAAAACAAAGAAACACACGUAAUUGAAUUUUUGCACCGGCUGAAAUUAACCGCGACCGCGCGACCUAACUCAACCAUAUGGAUAUUUUUAUUUUCAGUUUCCAUUUGUUUAUUUAUUUAUUUUAAUUUCUCAUUAAUUUAUUUCUUCCUGCGCUCCUCUAUAAGUAUAUACCAAUCGUGAUGACCUCUCUGCAGCGGUGGCUUGCAAGUCGCUUAAUUUGAUCAGUUUGAAUCGAAAUCGUUUGAAAAAGAUAUUCUUCUUUAUCAGUGAUUAAUUGCUGGAUAUAGAAUCUUUAGCAGUGAUCUGAAUUGUCGUUUUUUCAUGCUGUAUAAUUUUACUGCAAUAUUUUACAUGGUACAUCCACAUUUUUCAAUUUUAAAGAAAAUUUGUACGUUUUAGCUGUAUAGUGCGAGCAUUGAUAUCUCUCGCUUUGGCAUACUCUUUCGCUGAAUGUAUUUGUUUCUUUAUCAUUUUAUCAAACCGUGAGUUGGUAACCGAUACGAAUUAAGGGGACAUUAUUAGGAAAUAUCAAAGAUGUUUUAUUCAUCAGACCGCUCAUUCACGGAGGCAAUCAAGAAGGAAUAUUCAUGUUUGAACGGGUGCGUCUGAGCGCGUAACAUUUCAUAUUUAACGCGCACCGCCGCGCUCUGGAUAUAAAAAAAAGAACGUGGAAAAUGUUUUUGAAAGUCGUUACUAGGGUACGCUAGUAACAAGGGUUGGACGGUAACCGUGCGGUUAAUAAGCGUCAAUAAUGUUAGAUCGCACCACCGAAUUCCCGCCACUUGUUGCGCGCUUUUUGCCACCCUUGCCGGUAUGUUGACCUGUCAAAGGUUGUUCAUCUGAUCGUUGUAUAAUUGAUCCGAAAUGUUUGUGCCUGAAAGAAGUAGUAGUUCCAUACAACCUCAGAAUUCUCAGACGAAAGAUGACCCUUUAUUGGUGCUUUGGCUUCGUUCGUUGAAGUUUUCUAAUACCUCCAACGAUCCCUUGGAAAGUGUACAAAUAGAGAGGAGAUGUCUUGCCACCAAGUACAUCAGUUCUAAGAAGUCCAACAAUGAGCACAUGGCUAACUACUUGUUGAAAAAUGGCCUGGAAAGCUACCAUCAGCUGAUUGACGACAAAGCAGGGGUGAACAAUUAUUCAUCACACAUUGAAGCCCUGAAACCUAAUGGAUAUAAGGGUACUAUUGAUUGGAAAUCUUCUCUAAAAGAUCCAAAUAUAGCUCUGCAAUUUGUCAAGCCUGUGCAGUGUCAAAAAGACAAUUUGCUGGAUUGUAAAGGCAAAGAGUUUAAUGAUCAACAUGUAAAAAACAUUGUUGAUGUUUGGAAAAGCGAAGGAGAGUCAAAAAGCCGUAAAAUAUUGCUUCAAAAACCAUUUACCCAGAACACAGCAACCAAGCAAACAAUCCCUUCAGGAAAUCCUAUUGCAAAACCAACUGCGAGUAGUAUCUUCGGCAACACUCAAAAUCAAAUGAACUCUAACAAAGGCGAAAACCAACAUUAUGUCUCUACAAAUCCAGUUGGGUUACAUGGAAGAGUUCCUCAAAAUCUACCAAAUUCAUCCGCUCCAACCACAAGCAAGCUGAAUCUCAGAGUACUCAAUAGUCAUUCAGGUACAAACAGGGGCAUAGGCAGUAAAAAUAAUGAGCCAGCUUACCGACGAAAUAUUCGGCCGGUGUUUUCGAAAUAUGAAACAUCUAGCAAUUCCAGUCAGGAAGAAACUGACGAACCAUAUUUCAAGAAAAAUACUCCUCAAAUGUUCAAAACUGCUAAGGAGGAGCUCCAUGCACAGCAGUUAAAAAGAAAUAAAGGUGCACCUCAGAAACGUACGUUGGGGGGUAAGCCACCAAUCAAUAGUCAAUUUGUCUGUCCGAUCAAACGAAACGAUGAACAAGAAGAAGAGGUGAAUGGUUGCGAAGAUGAGAGAUUGAAAAACAUAGAUCCAAAAAUGAUUGAAUUAAUUAAAAAUGAGAUCAUGGACUCUGGAGCACCGGUUUCUUGGGAUGACAUAGCAGGGCUGGAGUUCGCUAAAACAACCAUAAAAGAAAUCGUCGUAUUUCCUUUAUUAAGACCAGACAUUUUCACAGGGUUGCGGCGACCCCCAAAAGGUAUUUUGUUAUUUGGUCCUCCAGGUACUGGAAAAACAUUGAUUGGAAAAUGCAUAGCUUCACAGAGCAAAUCUACCUUUUUUUCUAUAUCUGCGAGCUCUUUAACAUCUAAGUGGAUUGGGGAAGGAGAAAAAAUGGUACGAGCGUUAUUCGCUGUUGCACGUGUCCAUCAACCAGCCGUCGUUUUUAUAGAUGAAAUAGAUUCGUUGCUGAGUCAGAGAUCUGAAACCGAACAUGAAAGUUCAAGAAGAAUUAAGACUGAGUUUUUGGUACAGUUAGAUGGAGCAGCGACUGCUGAAGAAGAUCGAAUUUUAGUAGUUGGUGCAACAAACAGGCCUCAAGAACUAGACGAGGCUGCACGUAGGAGAUUAGUGAAACGUUUGUACGUUCCUCUGCCAGAAUUUGAGGCUCGAUGUCAGAUAAUAGAAAAUCUUUUGCGCUGUGAGCGUCAUAAUUUAUCAUCUCAAGACAUUUCCGAAAUCGCAAGACUUUCCGAAGGAUAUUCUGGGGCUGAUAUGACAAAUCUUUGCAAAGAAGCCAGCAUGGGACCGAUCAGAAGUAUAUCAUUUGCUGAUUUACAAAAUAUACAAGAGGGCGACGUUAGAGGGGUCACCGCAGAGGAUUUCAAAAAUGCACUCAGUUAUGUUCGUUCUAGCGUCUCACCAGAUGACUUAGCUACGUAUGUGUCAUGGGAUCGAACCUAUGGAACAGGUACGGCACAAAUGUACCAAGGAGGAACUUAACGUAUGUCAAAAUUGCAUUGUUCAAUGUUUUAUACUUUUUGUUCAAGUUUGAAGAAUAAAGGCUAUAUAUUUUUAAUCUGUCUUAACGAUUCUCUUAAAAAAAUAUGUUUUAGUUGAAUUGUUGAACAAACAGGUUGAAAGAUUUGACCGAUUUACCUA
This is a messenger RNA of Athalia rosae (coleseed sawfly), 3054 nucleotides long. RefSeq names its product fidgetin-like protein 1. The record is from RefSeq and is a predicted model, not a curated record. The transcript is spliced from 2 exons. NCBI's taxonomy places the organism in Eukaryota, Metazoa, Arthropoda, Insecta, Hymenoptera, Athaliidae. Bases 913 to 2895 code for a protein of 660 amino acids. Gene Ontology annotation, molecular function: ATP binding; ATP hydrolysis activity; microtubule severing ATPase activity.